Lacerta agilis (Sand lizard) is the source of this 3572-nucleotide messenger RNA. RefSeq names its product G protein subunit alpha z (gene GNAZ). Bases 803 to 1870 code for a protein of 355 amino acids. Gene Ontology annotation, cellular component: heterotrimeric G-protein complex. The record is from RefSeq and is a predicted model, not a curated record. Gene Ontology annotation, biological process: adenylate cyclase-modulating G protein-coupled receptor signaling pathway. Gene Ontology annotation, molecular function: G protein-coupled receptor binding; GTP binding; G-protein beta/gamma-subunit complex binding. Lineage: Eukaryota; Metazoa; Chordata; Lepidosauria; Squamata; Lacertidae. The transcript is spliced from 3 exons.
CCCCGCCCCGCGCCUGCUCCAGCUCCUCCUGCGGCACCGGUGGUAGUAGUAGUAGCAGCAGCAGCAGCAGCCAGACGAAGGCGAGGCACGCAUCCCGCGCCGGUGCCCGUCCCGCGGGGAGGAUGGGAGCCCUGGCGCUGACGAAGCCCGGCGGCGGCGGCGGCAGCAGCAGCAGCCGCGGAGAAGGAGGCGGCUGCCUGCCCCGCCUUUGGCGCCUGUGAAGAGGGGGAGACUGUGGCUUCAUGUACCCAAACUUGACAAGCAUAAAGAAUCACGUCUGAAAGGGAAGCCGAAUAAAUGCAGCACAAGACUGGACAGGAGUUUUCACUGCACCUGAUGGCAUUGCUACAGCAACUGGAAACUACGAGUGAAACUUAGAAGUGCAGCAGAAGCCAGGGCACCUCCUCCUUGCCUUUGUGCAGGAGAGCUAUGCAGGAGAGCAAAAGGGGACACUGGGCAGAUUUUGACCACUCUGUGGGCAAGGAAAGCUUCCCUUCCAUAAGAGGAACGUGCAAAUGCUUCCUCAGAAAAUGGGAGUGCUAAUGAGCUCUGCUGAAGCUACUGUUUGUUUGUGGUUGUCUGUUAUGACUUUGCAACCUUCCUGGGACUGAAGUACUUGGUCCUGGUCUAUUGGAGGGCAUCACAAAUUGGACAGUACUCUCACCCUGCUCUCAGAAGAUACACCUGAUAAAAAGAAUUGCUGCAGUUAUUUCUGGAAAGCAGAGAGAGAGAGAGAGAGAGAGAGAGAGAGAGAGAGAGAGAGAGUCUACAGCUAUCCCCUUCUGCUAGUCUCUGCUGUACCAUGGGAUGUAGGCAAAGCUCUGAGGAGAAAGAGGCAGCGCGGCGGUCCCGGAGAAUUGACCGCCACCUGCGCUCUGAGAGUCAGCGGCAGCGGCGCGAGAUCAAGCUCUUACUCCUGGGCACCAGCAACUCUGGCAAAAGCACCAUUGUCAAGCAAAUGAAAAUUAUCCACAGUGGUGGCUUCAACUUGGAGGCCUGCAAGGAGUACAAGCCUUUGAUUAUCUAUAACGCCAUCGACUCCCUCACUCGCAUCAUCCGCGCCCUGGCGACUCUGAAAAUCGAGUUCCACAAUCCCGAUCGCGCCUACGAUGCGGUGCAGCUUUUUGCUCUGACGGGCCCUGCGGAAAGCAAAGGGGAGAUCACGCCUGAGCUGCUUGGGGUGAUGAAGAGGCUCUGGGCUGACCCCGGGGUACAGGAGUGUUUCUGUCGCUCCAACGAGUACCAUCUAGAGGAUAAUGCUGCCUACUACUUGAAUGACCUAGAAAGGAUUGCUGCAUUAGAUUACAUCCCAACAGUUGAAGACAUUCUGCGCUCUCGGGACAUGACCACAGGGAUUGUGGAAAAUAAGUUUACUUUCAAAGAGCUGACUUUUAAAAUGGUGGACGUUGGCGGGCAGAGGUCUGAGCGCAAAAAAUGGAUCCACUGUUUUGAGGGGGUUACAGCAAUAAUUUUCUGUGUGGAGCUGAGUGGAUAUGACUUGAAGCUGUAUGAAGAUAACCAAACGAGUCGGAUGGCUGAGAGCCUUCGUCUUUUUGACUCCAUUUGCAACAACAACUGGUUUAUCAACACCUCCCUCAUCCUCUUCCUGAAUAAGAAGGAUCUGCUGGCCGAAAAAAUUCGCCGCAUCCCUCUGACAGUCUGUUUUCCGGAGUACAAAGGCCAAAACACUUACGAGGAGGCAGCUGUCUACAUCCAGCGUCAGUUUGAGGACUUGAAUCGCAACAAGGAGACCAAGGAGAUUUAUUCACAUUUCACUUGCGCCACUGACACCAGUAAUAUCCAGUUUGUGUUUGAUGCGGUGACAGAUGUCAUCAUUCAGAACAACCUCAAGUAUAUUGGUCUUUGCUGAGGAUCUGUGCAGAUGAAUCUGGUUUCUUAAGGUGAUGUGAAACAGGUGAGCCACAGCUGCUUGCCACAGUGGAAACAAUGGUGCAGUGCUUGGAAGACCCAGUCACAGAAGGGAGAAAUCUGAAGUAUGUUCACAGAUACCCUUCAACUGCCCACACACCUUUUUGCAAAAACAAUGUAUUGGAGUGUGCAAACCUCCCACCAAAUGGCGAGGUUCUGAACUGUAUGGAAGUGUUUUCACCACUAUCACAUCAUCCACUGGCUCAUUCUGUCUGUUUCAUCCCCACCCCCCAACGAGAUAGCAGAGCUUACCAUGUUCUAUGUAUAAUGAGACAGAUUGUUGUCCUUAUUGUCCUAGAAACCAUCAUACUGUUGGAAUGAUGCAGAGCUGGUGAGUUGGGGAGAGGGCUGUGUUGCAACUCCCAGCCCCCAAGAGGAAAGAGACCAGAGGCUAGAGAACAGGCAUAUCUGAGCAAAGGGUUCCUUUAACCUACAGUCUGGUACUUGACCUGUUGAUCAUGUACACAUGGAUCAAGCGUGCACAGACACCUAACUUGCAGCAAGUACAAAGUACAUACUAGAUACACACAUUGUCCUUGCAUCAUGGUUUAUCAUGAAUAAUCUAUCUGUGGAAGGAACUGAUAGUGCAGAAUCAUCCCUGUGAGUCCCUGCCACCCUGACAAGUAUAGCCCCUUCUGCUGUUCACAACUUCAACAUGUGUGCAAAAAAUAAGAAAUGAAUGGAAAUGUUAAGUAAUGACAAGGCCAAAUUGUGGUCAGUGUUUCUUCUACCAGUGAGGAGUUUUAUACAUCAAAAGUCUUAUUUUACAUCUUUUUUUGCCAAAUCUUUGUGCUCUUUCACAAAAACUCUAAAAGUUGAAUAAGUGGUUGAGUGUUGUUGGGUUCUUUUUUAAAUACAGAUAUAUGAAGGUAUACAUUUUUUUUUAAUUAUUGUUUUGUGUCUGGAUUUUGAGUGUGCCAACGGACAAUCCUGUUCCAUUGCUCCAAGGAAAUUCUGACAAGUAUGGCAACAUUUGCAACAGCCUUUCUAAACACAGGAGCCAAUGAAACUGUGUACAAUAUAGCCUUUUAAGUCGUUUUGUUUUGUUUCGGGAGGGGGGUGUUUAUUUUUAAAAAAUGUGCUGUAAUUAUUAGGUGAACAGAUGAGUGAUAUGAACAAUACUUAAAUGUCUUGAUAUUUAAAUUUACAAAACUUAGUGGAAUUUAAGGAAUGGAAGUGAUGCAUUCCUCGGCUCCCUUUCAUCCUGUAUGCCAAUAAUACUGGAUGGUGUAUUACUCUAGCAAAUUUACAGCUAAGUUUGAAUGCCUGAGAAGCUGUGUGUGAAUUUACUGGAUAAUCUCACAUGGAUCCUAGGGCCAGUGCCCAGGCGGUUCCUUCUUCUCCCCCUUGUCCCUUGCAAAAGACUUCUUACAGACUUCAGUGUAAGCUAAGUGUGUAAAUAUACAUUCAAGAAUCGUAAAGCACAUAAAUGCACACACAUACACACACUUGCUCUUACAGUUACACACACACACACACACACACAGUCUCCUUCUGCCUCCCUCCGUUUCCCAGUUGUAUGAAGAUUAGUGAGAAUUCUCAGCCAAGGGCUCUAAGAAAAACCUAAAGAGAAAACAGUGAAUGAUAACAAAAGUUACCGGCUGUCCACUUUUAAGAAAAUAAAUCUGAAUGAUCUUAACUGA